Messenger RNA from Larimichthys crocea (large yellow croaker), 1635 nucleotides. Its product is annotated as pyroglutamyl-peptidase 1. The coding region runs from base 182 to 829 and encodes 215 amino acids. Gene Ontology annotation, biological process: proteolysis. NCBI's taxonomy places the organism in Eukaryota, Metazoa, Chordata, Actinopteri, Sciaenidae. The record is from RefSeq and is a predicted model, not a curated record. Gene Ontology annotation, cellular component: cytosol. The transcript has 5 exons. Gene Ontology annotation, molecular function: pyroglutamyl-peptidase activity.
GGAUCCAUGCCCAUACAGUAGAUGGCAGUAUGACCGAUCCAGGCUUGGUGUGUUACUUCCUUUCAGCUCUGAGCCAGAAGAAGACAGCAAGCAAGCGUAGACAAUCCUGAGAUUCUUGUUUGGGAUAUUUGAUCCCCUUAUUAUACAUCUAUGACAGCUCCUGUCAUAACAACCAAGGAGAAUGGCCAAUAAGAAGAAAGUAAUAGUAACAGGUUUUGAACCUUUUGGUGAGCAUGCAGUGAACUCCAGCUGGGUGGCAGUACAGGAACUGGAGCGAUUAGGGCUGGGUGAAGAAGUAGACCUUCAUGUGCGUGAGGUGCCUGUUGAAUACCAGGCUGUUCAGAGCCUACUGCCCUCUCUGUGGAAAGACCCCCAGCCACAGUUAGUGGUCCAUGUCGGUGUUUCUGGGUUAGCCACCACUGUCACUCUGGAGCAGUGUGGCCACAACAAGGGUUACAAACGCCUGGACAACUGUAGCUUUUGUCCAGCCUCCCAGUGCUGCAUGGAGAAUGGUCCCGACUGCAUACAAUCAGUCCUGGACAUGGACGCAGUCUGCAAAAGGGUUAAUGACUCUGGCCUCGGGGUCACUCUUUCUGUGUCUAAAGAUGCUGGAAGGUAUCUGUGUGACUACACCUAUUAUACAUCUCUGUACCUGGGGCAGGGUCACUCUGCUUUCAUACAUGUGCCUCCACUUGGAAAACCCUACAGCAGCCAGGACCUGGGUAGAGCUCUACAGGCUGCCAUACAAGAGAUGCUGAAUCUGCUUGAACUGGAUCCCAAACACAAUAAGCACUGUGAUCACGAGCAUCAACACCAGCAUGACCACUAACGACUGACUCACAAACCUGAGCAGACUCGAAUAACUCGAUUAGAAUAAAUUCAACAAAAUGGACCACUAGCUUUACUACAGGGAUUUGCCUCAGGUCUGACUUCUGAGGCAAAUAAAAUGAUAAUCAAUUUAGUUGUGUGGCACAAAAGAUUUAAAAAAAUGUGACUAUGACUUAAGAUGGUCAACCAUUAGUUUGAAGAACAGGAACUCACGUUUGAUGCUUUUGAUUGUAAUAUCAGGGCCAAGGUAUUGUAUCUCCAACUCUGACUGCUAGACUUGGUCUGAGUGUUUGGGUGUGUGAGUGUUAGCCAUGUCUCUACAAUCCUAAAUCUGAUCUAAGACUGUGAAAAUAGAUGUCAACUUAACAUUAUAUAUUAACAUUGUAUCAUGUGAAAAGUGAGCUGUAUUACCAGUAGUACUAACAGUGUAGUAGCUGAAACUACAAAUGGUGUUUGGGGGCACACUGUGGGAUAGUUUAUGGUUACACUAACUUAGAUUACCCUCACCUUUUAAAGCCAUAUACCUCUCCUGUCCCCCUGUGAGUCUGUCCUCUCACUGUUUGAAGUCCUCUUGGUAUGAUUUCUUGUAAUUAUGAUGUCAUUCCCUUGCUUGUAUUUGCACCAGAGAAAUGUGAUAAUGACGGGAACCUGAACACUUAUAAUGAUUUGUUUAUCUCAGGGAAUAUGUUGCACAUGCAAUCAAUAUUAAGUAAUGUGAUACAUUUAAUGUGUCUGUUCUAUCUAUGUAGUGCAGCUGUGCGAGGCAAAGCCGGCUUAAAGCUGUGUUAAUUAAAACAUUUCACACAG